Molecule: messenger RNA, 1026 nt
Organism: Lachnellula hyalina
Lineage: Eukaryota; Fungi; Ascomycota; Leotiomycetes; Helotiales; Lachnaceae
Product: Short chain dehydrogenase
Exons: 2
Coding region: 1-1026 (341 amino acids)
Source: RefSeq, a predicted model, not a curated record
AUGCCCAUCUUCAACGUCCUCUCCCAACCCUUCCGUUCCUUACACCUCCCUUCCCCAGGAAGCUUCAAGGGCCAAACCGUUAUCAUAACAGGCGCCAACACAGGCCUCGGUCUCGCAACAGCCCAACACACCCUCAACCUAGGAGCCACAAAGGUAAUCCUCGGCGUACGCACCAUCUCCAAAGGCGAAGAAGCCAAAGCGAAGAUCUUAGCCGAAACCACCAAUCCCAACGCCUCAAUCAAAGUAUGGCAAGUCGAUCUCAACAGCUUCGCUUCAGUCAAAGCAUUCGCAGCACGUGCUGCCAAGCUCGAGAAACUCGACACGGCUAUCAUGAAUGCCGGGCUCGCGACUGGGAAAUGGAAGCUUAGUCCCGAGGGCUGGGAGACGCAUCUCCAGGUUAAUGUGCUGUCGACCGUUCUCCUCAGCCUCUUGCUCCUUCCCACGCUUGUCCGCACCGGGAAGUCCUCGUCCCCGGGUGCUGGGAAGCUACGGCCGCAUUUGACCAUCGUAGGCAGCGAUGUGCAUGCCGAUGCUUCGCUGCCGGAGCGUAAGGAGCCGAAUGUGCUGGCGGCUAUGAACGACGAAGCGAGGUGGGAAGUUUCAAACAGGGCGAAUCCGGCCGAGAGGUAUGCUGCUAGUAAGCUGCUGGGCAUGUACGGCGCGUUCGAGGUUGCGAAAUGCGUGCCGAUGAUUGGAGACGAGCCGGCUGUCGUGGUGGAUGUCGUGGCGCCGGGUUUCUGCAAGUCUGAGUUGCUAAGUCGGGAGCAGGCGCCGUGGAUGCUGGUGGCAGUGCAGAGUCUUACGGGUAGGACCGUUGCUGAGGGUGCGAAGACUGUGGUUGAUGCCGCGUCGAGGGGUGUGGAUGCCCAUGGGAAGUAUCUAGACCAUCAGAAGUUUGCUAAACUUGGACCUUUGAUUGCGUCGGAAGAGGGGCAGCAGACGCAGGUGAAGGUAUGGAGAGAAAUUUUCGAGGUUCUCAAGAAAUCCACCCCGGAAAUUUCAAGCAUAGUUGCUGGAAAUGUUUGA